UCUUAGAACAAAAAGAAACAAACAAUGAUAGAACAAGACAACAACCUCAAAAUCCCUGAACCAUUACGAGCCGACUGGUUCAUGGUUCUAGUCACCAUCCAAGCCGAUCUCAUCUACAACGCAUUACUUGUCUUAUCCUCACCUCUCUUUCUUCUCUACCGCUCCUACCGCCGCGCAGUUGCCACGGUCUCCACAGCCGAAAGAGCGGUUAAACGGGCUCCGUCCCGGAUUGCGGGUGGUGCGGGGCGUGCUGUUAGGAGGACAUGGUUUGGGAUAAUGGGUGCAUGCCACGUGUCAAUGGUGAUGGUGUUGGCCUUGAUUUUGGCGGUUGUUAUCGGUGUUGGGGUAGUGAGUUUGUAUGUUGAAAAGCCUGUGGUUGUGAGAGACAGAUUGUUCUUUGAUUACACAGAAGAAAACCCAAGUGCAGUUUUUAGUUUCGAUAAGAAGAAGAGAUCGUUUAGUGUUCCUGUUGGUCAUUAUGUUCAUGUCUCUUUACUGCUUUGGAUGCCUGAAUCUGAAAUUAAUCGAAGAAUUGGAGUUUUUCAGUUGAAGGUAGAGCUUUUAUCGUUGAAAGGUGAGACAAUAGCAAGAUCGAGCCAACCUUGUAUGUUACGGUUCAGAAGCAAACCUAUUAGACUUGCACGAACAUUUGUGAUGAGUGUUCCACUUAUAGCUGGCAUAGCGAACGAAGCACAAACAAUGAGAAUCGAUGGGCUAAGGCACCAAGAGAAAUGGCCCCGAACAAAAGCCGUGAGAGCCACUCUGAUUCCGCGUGCGCAAACCCGAACAUUGCCUCAGCUAUACGCAGCUGAGAUCGUUAUAAACUCGAGACCUCCAUGGAUCAAACGAAUGGCUUAUAACUGGAAAUGGACUCUUUGCGUAUGGACUUCAAUGUAUCUGUACGUCCCUAUUUUAACCUCGCUUCUAUGGUGUUUUAGACCAGUUUUGUUCCCUUACACUGCUUCAAGAACCAUCGGGGAGAGCGAAAACUCAGAGAUCGAGCUAGUUCAAGAAGAAGAAGAAGAAGUAGUAAUAGAAAGAAGACGGAGGGAAAGAAGAAACCAACCUCGUCGAAGAAUUGCUGCUACACAGAAAACUUAUACAUAGUUACGAAGAUACUUGGUUUCUUUUUUGUUUUCUUGUCAAAUUCUGCUAUGUCAUACGCGAUGCGAUAGUAAUAUAACAAGUCACCAAAAAGAGUUGUGAAUACAUUAAUUUUUCGGUUUAAUGUAGUCAGCAAUUUUGAACAA
Capsella rubella is the source of this 1250-nucleotide messenger RNA. RefSeq names its product seipin-1. Gene Ontology annotation, cellular component: endoplasmic reticulum membrane. The transcript has 2 exons. The record is from RefSeq and is a predicted model, not a curated record. Bases 25 to 1107 code for a protein of 360 amino acids. Gene Ontology annotation, biological process: lipid droplet organization; lipid storage. Lineage: Eukaryota; Viridiplantae; Streptophyta; Magnoliopsida; Brassicales; Brassicaceae.